Messenger RNA from Cucumis melo (muskmelon), 939 nucleotides. RefSeq lists its product as uncharacterized. The coding region runs from base 1 to 939 and encodes 312 amino acids. The transcript is spliced from 3 exons. The record is from RefSeq and is a predicted model, not a curated record. Lineage: Eukaryota; Viridiplantae; Streptophyta; Magnoliopsida; Cucurbitales; Cucurbitaceae.
AUGACGUGCUCGGAGGCUGCAUUAGAUGAUAUUUGCAGAUCUCUGAAGGACUCCUACAAGAUGCUACUCAGAUUUACAUACAUAUUGGAACUCAACAACCCAUGUAUAUUCGCAAUAUACAUAGUUGAUGUCGAUGGUAGAUUUCUUUACUUCUUCAUGGCAUUAUCUACUUCCAUUUCUGGUUGGCAACAUUGUCGUCCAGUCAUUUCUAUUAAUGGAACGAGUCUGAUGAAUAAGUACGGUGGUACUUUGUUAUCUGCUUCAACACCUGAUGCCAAUGAUCAGAUUUUUCCACUAGCCUUUUGCAUUGUGGAUUUUGAGAAUGAUUCCUCAUGGACCUGGUUUUGCAACCAAUUGAAAAGAAUUAUAGGUGGCCGGAAUGAGGUUGUCAUAGUAUCUGAUAGGCAUAAAAGUAUAUGCAAAGCCAUAGAGGUAGUAUUUCCCAACGUUUUACAUUGCAUGUGCCUUGUUCAUUUACUUAGGAAUCUCAAGUUGAAGUAUAAGAGAAUAGUGGAUACCGUAUUUCAUGCAUAUGCAUGUGGGAAGGCAUUUAAUAUUGUAAACUUUGAACACGAAAUGCGUUUGUUGGAAUCUUCUACCCCUGGUAUACGUGAGGAGCUUGAAUCCAUUAGUUUUGCUAAGUGGUCUCAUGCCUACUCACCACAUAAGAAAUAUAAUGUCGUGACCAUUAAUAUAUCUGAGAGUUUGAAUUCUGCUAUGUUGAAGGCUAGGGAGUUACCAAUAUGUUCAAUGCUUAAGGUUUUGCGAAUGAUGUUGCAAAGAUGGUUUUUUGAACGAAGAAAUGAACCUAAUUAUCAAGUGACUGAUUUUACCAAAACCAUUGAAGGUAUAUUAAGGGAACAGAUUAAACGUAGUCGAUCAAUGAUGGUUAAUCUGGUUAAUAACAUGAAAUACCAGGUCAUAGAUGGAACUUCUUAA